UUGUUUACUUCCGGUUUUAAAAGAGAAAGUAGGCUGUGAAGCUUAACGUUGAUGUAAUUGAAAGGAUAUGCUAAUUUCGGAGACAACAUGUAAUAAUUUGGGUAUUGCAUCCUACGUAAAUAUAGUGAUUUUUCUUUUAUGUGUCGUUUUAAGGAACAAUAUUCUUCACUCCCAAUCUUUGAGCGGUGGUUGCCCUACUUUCACUUUUCCGGAAAAUUGGUUUCUUGAGCUAGAAAGACGAACCCUUAUGUCAAAUGAUAAACAAGCGUCUAUUCACAGUAACCAUAUUGCAGAAGUUCACAAUGUUCCAAUAUCAGUGUUGAUUAGACCAUUCACAUCAGUAUUAGAUGAAAAUAAAGUGGCAUCCCUCAUGAAAACUCUGCAAGACGAAGAACAAGCAGACAACGUACCCCCGAUUGAUGUACUCUGGAUCAAAGGCCGUCAGGGAGGGGAUUAUUUUUAUUCUUUUGGAGGAUGCCAUCGUUAUGAAGCUCACAAACGACUGAACAGAGAAACUGUCCCCUGUAAACUGUUUCGAUCUACCAUCAGUGAUCUGCGCACGUAUUUAGGAAGCUCAACACCAGAUCUGCUCUAACAGAAUUUGUAUUAUUAUUUUUAAAAUAAAUGUGUGAUGCAA
Molecule: messenger RNA, 637 nt
Organism: Saccostrea cuccullata (small rock oyster)
Lineage: Eukaryota; Metazoa; Mollusca; Bivalvia; Ostreida; Ostreidae
Product: sulfiredoxin-1-like
Exons: 2
Coding region: 68-595 (175 amino acids)
Biological process (GO): cellular response to oxidative stress
Cellular component (GO): cytoplasm
Molecular function (GO): sulfiredoxin activity
Source: RefSeq, a predicted model, not a curated record